AUUCUCCGUGAUGUUACUCUUUUGACUUGAUAGACUAAACCAGCACUAGGUGAAGUGUCAUAGAUAAGACCACAUGUUAAAACAUAAGGUGUUAACCACAUGUGUUUCAGAGUGUGAGAAACCCAGUGCUGUUUCAACCUGGUCAUUUUAGUGCUGGCAAAAAAGGUGUUGCUCUGAUGUCAGUCAGAAUGGCUCCUCCUCUUCCUCUGAUCUUUCUGCUCAUGAUUCACGGGGUUUCUAGUGCUGAUUGGGGUGUGAGUUACAGUCCUUCACACAUCUGUGCACUAAAGGACUCAUCAGUGAUAAUGAGAUGCACUUAUACAUACCCUACUGGAUAUCAGAUCAUGAGAGUGUUCUGGACCACACAAGUUAGAAAUACAGAACAUCCAGAUCUGUCUGAGGACCCUGAAUACAGUCAGAGGCUUCAGUAUCUGGGAGAUAAACAGCAGAACUGCACCAUCAGACUGAGUCAUGUGACACUGAAGGAUGAACACGAGUACUAUUUCAGAUUCAUCACUGAUAAACCUGAUGGAAGAUAUACUGGUAAACCAGGAGUGACUCUUACUGUCACAGAUCUUCAGGUGGAGUCUCCUGAGAGAGUGACAGAGGGAGAUUCAGUCCGUCUGACAUGUAAAAGCAGCUGUAAUCUGACUGACAGAGCAACAUUCAUCUGGUACAGAGACUCACAGCCAUUAACUGAGAGAAGAGACAGAAACAAUGAACUCCUGCUGCAGUCAGUCAGAAGAGAGGAUGCAGGCAGAUAUAGCUGUGCUGUACACGGACACAAUCACACCUCUCCUGCUGUUGAGCUCAAUGUCAUGUACCCUCCAAAGAGCGUCUCAGUGUCCAUCAGUCCAUCUGGUGAAAUAGUGUCAGGAGAUUCAGUGACUCUGAACUGCAGCAGUGAUUCAAACCCUCCUGCAGAAAUCAGCUGGUUUAAAGGAGGAACGUUUGUAGGAUCUGGAAGAAUCUACAACAUCUCAAAGAUCAGCUCUGAUGACAGUGGAGAAUACAAGUGCAGAUCCAUCAAUGAACAUGGAGAGAAAUACUCUGAGGCUGUGACCUUAAACGUCAUGUAUCCUCCCAGGAACGUCUCAGUGUUGAUAACUGGAUCUGGUGAAAUAGUGCCAGGAGAUUCAGUGACUCUGAUCUGCAGCAGUGAUUCAAACCCUCCUGCUCUGAACUUCAGAUGGUUUAAGGAGAAUGAAAGCUCAGCUGUUGGAUCUGGACAGAGUUUCAGUGCACUACAGAGUGGACGCUUCUACUGUCAGGCUCACAAUCAACAUGGAUCUCAGAGAUCAGACGCUGUAACUCUCAAUGUCAUGUACCCUCCAAAGAACGUCUCAGUGUCCAUCAGUCCAUCUGGUGAAAUAGUGUCACGAGAUUCAGUAACUCUGAACUGCAGCAGUGAUUCAAACCCUCCUGCUCUGAACUUCAGCUGGUUUAAAGGAGGAACGUUUGUAGGAUCUGGAAGAAUCUACAACAUCUCAAGGAUCAGCUCUGAUGACAGUGGAGAAUACAAGUGCAGAUCCAGAAAUAAACAUGGAGAGAAAGACUCUGAUACUGUGACUUUAAAUGUCAUGUAUCCUCCCAGGAACGUCUCAGUGUUGAUAAAUGGAUCUGGUGAAAUAGUGUCAGGAGAUUCAGUGACUCUGAUCUGCAGCAGUGAUUCAAACCCUCCUGCUCUGAACUUCAGCUGGUUUAAGGAGAAUGAAAGCUCAGCUGUUGGAUCUGGACAAAGUUUCAGUGCACUACAGAGUGGACGCUUCUACUGUCAGGCUCACAAUCAACAUGGAUCUCAGAGAUCAGACGCUGUAACUGUCACAGUUCAUCAUGAUGCUGGUAGGAAUGUGAUUGUGAUCGCAGCGACAUCUGGAGGAUUAUUCAUCAUCAUCAUCAUCAUCAUCAUCAUCAUCAUCCUCUUAAUAAUGAGGAAACGAAGGAGUGAUAAAACUGAAGAUCUCACAGUGACACAGAAUGAUCUCUAUUCUGACGCGUCACAGAGAGUUUCAGUCCUUGACGAGCCUCUUUCUGAACCGGAUUCAGCCAAUGAUGCUCCGUAUGCCAGUGUGAAUCCAAAGAGAUUCAGAGGAAAAACUCCUGAAUCCAGAGAUACUGAGGAGAUCCAGUACGCAACUGUCCAACAUCACGGAAAGAAAGAGAUGGAGAGAGCAGAGGAGAAUAAAUGUCAGUAUGAUGAUAUAAGAGUUUAUCAGACUGAUGCUGCCGUGAGGCGAUCAGCUGUUGAAACUGUGGAAGACGCAUCAGUGAUCUACAGCAGCGUCAAAUGAGUGACAGACCGUCAUGAAGCCUGUGUUCAGACAUCAAUCUGGACUGCUGGGAAAUGGAGGAUUGGAUAGUUGUGCAAUAAUUUACCCAUCUGUUUGAACCACAACCAAUACAAACAGGUUCAACACAUUAAAGGCCUGUUUACACCUGGUAACUUCAUACGUUUUCUCUGAUCAGAUAGCUAUCCGAUCGUGAAUAGACCAGGAGUAAAUGCCUCCGAAACGCAUUUGAGACAGAUUUAAAUCUGAAAUCUGAAGUAUAAAUGCAUCUGGUUGUUGAAACCAUAUAUGUAAAUUUUACUCUUCCCAAAAUAGCUAAAAAAUAGACGUGUGAGAGUGUGUGAUAGGCUAAAUAUCAUGUCAGAUAUGACAGCGUUACUGCAUCGCCACAGAUGAGCAGCUGAGGAUCUCUUCAGCAGGCCGACACGCAGACUGCCGCAAAUGAAACUGAAAGUUAGUCGCAGACGCUCAACACACAAUCAUCUUCAUUAAAGGUAAUAAAACUAAAUGAUCUUACCAGUGCUGUUGCCGCGCUCUCUGCUAUUGCAGUCUUUGAUUUUGAAACUAGCUGAUAAUAAAAUGCAGCUCAUACAUGUUGCUUUCAGUGACGUGAACUCCUUUAAAUUAAAGAUUGGAUUUAUAUCCAUUUUGUGGAGACAUAUUUAUGUGGCCAAAUGUGAAUGGAGUCGUUUUGAUAAAUCAGAUAGCUAUCUGAUCAGAGGAAACGCAUUGUGACCAGGUGGAAACAGGCCUUAAGACUCAUUUGUUCUCUGUGACCCUUUGUGAGAGAAUCGUGUGCUGUGAUGUCUGUUUUUUGAUUUGUGUAAUGUUUGUAUGUGUUUGUGUUUAUUUAUUUUAUUUUUUAAAUGUUCUCUCUUUUUAAAUAUAAUCUUUAAGUAUUAAUAUAAAGUUAUUUGAAUUGCUUUAUAGUUUUUCUUUUUUGUUUGUUUUAUUCAGAGAGAACAAUAAAAUCAAAAUCUGAAAAAUGUUGUUCACAUCACUCACCUAAGGUUGAGCCAAUAAAUAUCACUUAUACUAUGAAUUAAAAUGUCAGUUUGUAACUUUUUAUGACAAUAUCACAUUUAUUUUAGUUACAUAAAGGAUGUUUUGACAUGAGCUACCAACAAUAGUCCAGUGAUAUCUGUACUUCUUAUCAGUAUUAAAUGCAUUUCUAUAACUAAUGUGUGCAAAUUAUAUGGAUUGAUGUAUGAUAUGAUGUAUGUGCACAUUAAGAACAAAUACUUUCAAUAUCAAAGCAACAUUUUAAUAUGCAACUAAAUGCAUAUUUAUUGAUUUAUGUAAUCAUCCUAAGGUGUGAUAACAUCUUUUUUCUUUAUUAUAUAUGAUCUGCCACCAAACACUCUCACAGAAGUCAACUGAGUCUGUUGAGUUGCUUUCACACUUGAAUACACCUGUAUCAAUUAAAGGGGUUUUACAUUAAUAUAUAACAUUAUUAUUCAGGUACCUGAUAUUUUACAGCCUGCUCCUACACAUGAAGUCAUUGACAUUACAUUGAAGUAUGAGCUAUUUCUCCAAUUCAGUACAGAAAAAAAUAAAUAAAUAAAUAAAAAAAUCCAAAUGAGUGAACACAUACAGUGUGUUCAAACGGAAAAAAAAACGGAAAAGUUUUUCCUUUGCUUUUGACAACACUGCCAAAAUGAUCCCAAUCCAGAAGGAUCCACAUGAUUCUAUUACUAAAAAUGCUGUAUUCUGAUGCCAGGCCAGUAGAUGGCAAUAUCACUUUGUAAAGAAACACCUCUGCCUGUAGACUGAACAUGUAAUACACAUGCGCAUGACAUCACGGUUUCCACAAAGUCAAAUUUUUUGUUGUUUACAUAUAUACAAUAAUGGUAUCUUUUUCAAAAACUUGCACAUUGAAACCGUUUUCAAAUGCUUGUUUUCAGUCCGCCAGUUGUACCAUGAAGCAUGAUUAGCUGGCUAACCUGGUAAGAUUCAGAUUAGUUUGCGCCAAUCCUGGGUUUUAGGUACCAUGAAAGUGUUCAUCGCCAUAGAUUCAAGAUUCAAGAUUACUUUAUUGGUCCCUAAGGAAUUUUGUCUUGGACAAAAGGCUGCCACAUAAAAACAUACAAUUAUACUACAAUAACAAACACAAAAACAAUACAGACACUACUACUCAAUUCACACUGCCUUACAUCCUGAAUUUAGAAGAUUCACUGAUAAAGGAAUGAAACUUACGCUCCACGGCUAACCUGCUCCAGGGCAGGUUUUGUUCUGGGUAAGAGAUCUCAAACCAAAAUUGGACCAAUCAGAUGUG
Molecule: messenger RNA, 4563 nt
Organism: Ctenopharyngodon idella (grass carp)
Lineage: Eukaryota; Metazoa; Chordata; Actinopteri; Cypriniformes; Xenocyprididae
Product: B-cell receptor CD22-like
Exons: 13
Coding region: 177-2291 (704 amino acids)
Source: RefSeq, a predicted model, not a curated record